AUGACAAUCGCAACAACGGCCCUACUGCUCAGCUUGAGCUUAGGCUCCGCUGCGGCCGUCUCUAGCUUUGAGACUCUGGAGCAUUUGGGCGCCAAUUCGCCUUGGUUUGCUGGUCCAAAUGUGAAUUCCAUCCCGUCUACCGUGCCGGAGGAAUGUUCUGUCGACCAGGCAGUAUACGUCGUUCGUCAUGGAAGCAGGUAUCCCGACCCCGGGGCCUAUGAUGAGUGGCAGGCGCUUCAUGAGGCUUUCCAAUCUGCCGAGUUCACUGCUUCCGGUUCAUUGAGCUUUAUCUCCAAGUGGGCUCCUGUCUUAAAGCAUCCUGAUCAGCAGAUCAAACAGCUUUCGGUGACGGGGUACAAGGAAACGUAUAAUCUCGGCGCCGAUCUGCGCUUCCGGUACCCCGAUUUCUACGCCGACAACACCCCCUUCAUGCUCUGGGCGAACGAGUAUCAAAGAACUAUUGAUUCCGCGAGACUCUUCGCACGCGGCUACCUCGGCCCCAACGCCUCCUACGGCAACGUCAUCAGCGUGAACGCGUCUGCUUCCGAUGCUGUAGGCAACUCGCUCGCCCCAUCGGGACAGUGUCCUAACUUCAAUGACGCCAGCGGUGGUGAUCAAAGCUCCACCUGGGAUAGCAUCUAUCUUCCACCGAUCACCAAGCGCCUGAACAGUUUGAUCUCAGGAAACCUGACCUUGACCGAUAGCCAGGUCUCCAUCUUUCCGUAUCUUUGCGGCUUCGAGACGCAGAUCACUGGCAGAAGAAGUCCGUGGUGCGAUGUGUUCACGAAGAAGGAGAUCCUGGAUUAUGAAUAUCGGCAGGAUUUGCGGUAUUAUUAUGGUACCGGUCCCGGCGUAAACAAGAACAUGACCGUCAUGCUUCCCGUGCUUCAAGGAAUCGUCGAUCUCUUGCAGACUGGUCCCAAUGCUACCGCGGAGACUGGGAAGGGCAAUGUGACGCUUCCGCCGCUGGUUGUGGCGUUCACACACGACAACGAGAUUAACGAGUUGGCUUCUUUGUUGGGCGUGUUUGAUGAGCAGAAGCCGCUGUCGGGGAGGAAGAGAAUGACCAAUAGGAUCUACGCCAGCAGCCGAGUCAACCCCAUGCGAGGAACUAUCGCGUUCGAGCGAUUGAACUGUGGCGACAGCACGAACGUGCGCAUCUUGUUGAAUGAUGCGGUAUACCCUAUCCCGUCCUGCAACUCUGGUCCCGGAUACAGCUGCCCUGUCAAGCAGUACGCCUCGUACGUGUCUAACGAGAGAAAGAAAUAUGGUUCCUUCGCGUCCAUCUGUGGCCUCGAGGAGAAGGAAGUGUCGGCAGGAGAUAACGGCGCUGUGACCUUCUUCCAGGAUUUGACCUUGGAUUAUCUGAGAGUCUUUAAGCCGUAG
This is a messenger RNA of Aspergillus affinis, 1386 nucleotides long. Its product is annotated as putative histidine acid phosphatase. The record is from RefSeq and is a predicted model, not a curated record. The coding region runs from base 1 to 1386 and encodes 461 amino acids. Gene Ontology annotation, cellular component: fungal-type cell wall. The transcript has 8 exons. Lineage: Eukaryota; Fungi; Ascomycota; Eurotiomycetes; Eurotiales; Aspergillaceae. Gene Ontology annotation, molecular function: acid phosphatase activity.